ACCUAUCCUCCCUCAUUGCAGCGAAGAACAGAUAAGAGAUGCGAGCUAGGGUGACUGUAGCAAAUACCGAUGGAUAGAACUGAGAAUACACAGACAAUGUUAAUUUAGAAUUCUUCAUGUUUUGUAGUUUAACGUCAUAKGAAUUCAAAUCAAAUCUGUCCGUUCAAAGAGGGGAUUGUGCGAAACAGAAGGGUUUGUGUGACGUUAGAUGACUAGCUAACGUUGGGCAACGGCAAUCAAAUCAGUUUUACUGAUUUUUAUAACCGACGUCGCUGAUAUUACGAAGUGCGCAUAUCGUCAUACAACCCGGUCUUCCUCAUUGACGCAGUCCGAAGAGUGUGUUGGUUCGGAGAAUGCUAAAGAAUGAGUCAAAGGGAUACCUUGAUUCAUUUGUUUGCCGGAGGGUGUGGGGGAACAGUGGGUGCUAUUCUGACUUGUCCACUGGAAGUGGUAAAGACCAGACUACAGUCCUCUCAUGUCACCUUCUACAUCUCUGAGGUGCAGCUCAGCACUGUCAACGGGGCCAGUGUGGCUCGCAUGGCCCCCCCGGGACCCCUCCACUGCCUCAAGUUGAUACUGGAGAAGGAGGGACCGCGCUCGCUGUUCAGAGGCCUUGGGCCCAACCUGGUGGGUGUGGCUCCUUCCAGAGCCAUCUACUUUGCAUCCUACUCCACUGCCAAAGAGAAGCUGAACGGCGUGUUUGAGCCCGACUCGACGCAGGUCCAUAUGGUGUCUGCAGGCCUAGCAGGGUUCACUGCUAUCACGGUGACCAAUCCCAUCUGGUUGAUCAAGACCCGGUUGCAGCUGGAUGCCAGGAACCGUGGCGAGAGGCGCAUGAAUGCGUUUGAGUGUGUGCGGCGGGUCUACCAGACGGAGGGCUGGCGAGGCUUCUAUCGGGGUAUGUCUGCCUCGUAUGCCGGCAUCUCCGAGACAGUCAUCCAUUUUGUCAUCUAUGAGAGCAUCAAGCGCAAGCUGGUGGAGUCCAGGGCCCAGGCCAGCAUGGAUCAGGACGAGGACGAGUCGGUGAGGGAUGCCUCAGACUUUGUGGGCAUGAUGCUGGCCGCCGCCACCUCCAAGACCUGUGCCACGUCUAUCGCCUACCCCCAUGAGGUGAUCCGCACCCGGCUACGAGAGGAGGGCAGCAAGUACCGCUCCUUCUUCCAGACAUUACUGACAGUACCUAAGGAGGAGGGCUACCGCGCCCUGUACCGUGGUCUCACCACACAUCUGGUCCGCCAGAUCCCCAACACCGCCAUCAUGAUGUCCACCUACGAGAUGGUGGUCUACCUGCUACAACGCUAGCCCCUCCCUGUCUGGAGAGAAAGUAGGAAGUGACUGACUUGGUUGGGCAUAUUUAAGAUGGAGACCAAAGGAACACUGAUAUGGACCAGAACCAAGAAGAAAGAACAGGAGCCCCCCCCUACUCCCAAACCAACAACCCCACCCCCUAAGCCUACAGGCUGACCCUCAAGGGGGCUCUAUGGUCUGGGGACAGAGAAAGGAUGGGGUGGGAGGAGGAAAGAGGGACAGAGAGAAACAGUUGGGUCAGUCUUUUAUAGAGCAUGUCAAACAGGAGAUGUCUCUGAAGGAAAGACGGAUAUCAUGUUGUGGCCUUUAAAGAGUUUUAAGUUUGUCGCCGUGUCUUUGUAGAAUGAAACCAAUCUGCUUUAGCCUGUAUCGGAAAUGACAGUCUCAAAGGGAAUGCUUGAAAACAAUCGAUCAAAAACUGGUGUCAUAACAACACUGAACAUUACAUAAAAUUCUCCAGUAGAUGCAUUUGAUUAAACUUUUCCACUAGGAUUUAGCAUGUAAGCUAAUAUUUGAAACAAGCUUUGCAUGCUCUGUUUCAGUAACUUGAACCCAAGUUUGGUGGGUGGGUGUCUUUAUUUUCAACUGAUUUUUUUCCAGAUCAAUUUCUCAAGCAAGAAUUUUACUAGGACUGUUUGAGUAGGGAGGGGAAAACUAGCUGCUAUUG
Messenger RNA from Salvelinus sp. IW2-2015, 1975 nucleotides. RefSeq names its product solute carrier family 25 member 36-A. NCBI's taxonomy places the organism in Eukaryota, Metazoa, Chordata, Actinopteri, Salmoniformes, Salmonidae. Gene Ontology annotation, molecular function: pyrimidine nucleotide transmembrane transporter activity. The record is from RefSeq and is a predicted model, not a curated record. Gene Ontology annotation, biological process: pyrimidine nucleotide import into mitochondrion. Gene Ontology annotation, cellular component: mitochondrion.